Molecule: messenger RNA, 2256 nt
Organism: Trichoderma harzianum CBS 226.95
Lineage: Eukaryota; Fungi; Ascomycota; Sordariomycetes; Hypocreales; Hypocreaceae
Exons: 6
Coding region: 4-2076 (690 amino acids)
Biological process (GO): DNA-templated transcription; positive regulation of transcription by RNA polymerase II
Cellular component (GO): nucleus
Molecular function (GO): sequence-specific DNA binding; zinc ion binding; DNA-binding transcription factor activity, RNA polymerase II-specific
Source: RefSeq, a predicted model, not a curated record
AGGAUGUCAAAGAGGCAGAGGGUGCUGCGCGCCUGCGAUCAAUGCCGCCGAGGGAAGAUCAGAUGCGACGGAAAGCAGCCCUGUGCUCAUUGUAUUGUCUAUGACUACGAAUGCUCCUAUGACCAGAUAACAAAGCGCAGCCGCAGUGAACCAUCCUACUACGUAAAGGCAUUGGAAGCUCGGCUUCGCAGAGCAGAAGCUGUCGUCAGAAUCGCGGCUCCUAACGUGAAUCUCAGUGAUCCUCGUCUAGACACCGCAGAUACCGCACAAAUUGCGGCCAUAAUAAAUCAAGCAUCUCCUCAAAGUGUCUUGACAUCUCGAUUAACGCCGACCUCGAGUCCGGGCGAAACUAUGCCUAUUGAGGAUUGCAACAAAUCCUUUCUCGAAACAAUGAUGGAAAACUUCGGGUUUCUGGAUCUGGACGACCGAGGGUAUUGGGACUACCAUGGCCAUUCAUCAGGAAGCAUCUUCACACAGCGCUUGCAAAACCAAUUCGGGAACUUGAUCAUUCCUCCUCGCUCUUUGACCGAGUCAAAACCGAGGUCAAAAUCUCAGAAGCAACCUGAGCCUCAGACAAGGAAAACUCAGGACACAAGUAGCAACAGCACCGACAACACUCCGAUUUCUGGCUUGCCUUCACAAGAGAUUGCCCGAAAGCUCAGUCAGACCUGUUUUGACCACGCGUGUGUCCUCAUGCGUUUCGUCCAUGAACCGUCCUUCUGGAAAAGCUUUGAUCGUAUUUAUGCAACCACAUGGGAUCAGUUUGGAGACGAAGAGCGUACACUUCUGCCUCAGUUAUAUAUCGUCUUGGCUGUGGGAUGCCUCUUCUUAGACGAUGUUAAGCCACCAAUAGAAAUUGCUGAUUAUGAGAUUGUCCUCGACCAAGCGUAUCGAUACUUUGAGCUGUGCCAAGAGUUGGUUGAUAUGACAAACUGCCGAGAUCUGCGCGCCGCUCUUCGACUGGGACUUUAUCGUUUUGUAUUCGGCAACUUCAACGCCCUCGAACGCGAACUCAGAAAACGUAUAUUUUGGGCCAUUCGGAACAUGGAUAUAUACGUUAGCACGCUGCUCGGUCUACCCCUGCUUGUGAGCAGUGACGAUAUUGACCAAGAAUAUCCGCUGGAAGUAGAUGAUGAAUACAUCACUCCAGCCGGCAUCUUACCAAUGCCUGUGGGCCGGACGUCGUUAAUGAUGGGUGUAAAUGCCCACACCCGACUAGUAGACAUUAUUGUCAAGGUGUCUCAGGACAUCGACAGGCGAUCCUAUGGAUGCGCGACUGCCUGUAUCAGCGUCUCAAGAAAUAUUAUCCAUAUUACUACGGAGAUGUACAAUAGACGUCUUCUGAAUGGCUCUUCCUGGUUUGCGGUACACAUGAUUUACUAUGCCGUCUUCACAUUGGCCUACUUUUUGCUUGAGAAUCCUGGCCCUCCCGCAACUACAGAUGGCAUUCUUAAAGACACACUGGAAGGAAAGAAUACACUGGCGGGAUUAGCCACUAACAGCAUAGCUGUAGAAAGAUGUGCUUGUCUCUAUUCUCUUAUAGAGCAUCUUCCAGAGAGGCUGAACAAGCGCAAAAGCCCAAUCAUUCAGCCUACGAAUACGAAAAGCUCCACGAUGCUACAGCCAGCCUCCAAUUUUGGAGGAAAGAGCUCAACGUCCAAUGAGACGCCGUGCUCCUCGUCAUCCAAUAAACAGGGUGCUUACGCCUUGAAUGGGUCAAUCAGCUCAGCUUCUGAUACCGCCCCAUCAACAGAAUUGCCUGUAAAUGGACACUAUAUCCCAGCACAGCAACUCAAUCAUAUGCAUGCGGCGCCAGAUCAGAUAUUUCUACGAUUCUCAGCAGAUGACCCGUUCGCUUACCCAAGCCAAUCCCCUUCCUCUCUUGACGACGAAAUGUUUCGAAAUGGGGCAGCAGAAGUGUCAAUACAUCUUCCAAGCGAUCCUACCAUGCAGCUUUAUGCCGCAGUGUCAGAUGAAUAUUCCCUUUCGGAUGACAUGGUCCCGUUUUAUAACUUCCUGGGCCCUCCAUCCGAGACGGUUUAUGCCAAUGCUUCAUACAACCCCUCUAUACAAUGAAUGUGCAAUAUUAGUCUAUCACACGGAGUAUAUUCACAAGAAUACUUGUAGAAUCAGCCAAAAAACUUUCAUGAUUUGUGAUCUUGAGGCAGCAUUUGAUAUAGGGGAGUAGGUAGAACAUCAGAAAUACAUUCAGCCUUUACAUUUCAGCUGAAGCGAACUUGAAGAGUUGGUUAAAAU